UCCUCGAUCCAUGCUCUCCGCCUCGUCUCCACUUCCGGCCACCGGCCGGCAUCUCCUGCCGGCGAAGAAGACAAAGAAGAAGAUGAUCACCGCCUCUACUCUCGUCGCCAGCGAUUCGUCCUCUCCGAUGCCAAACUCACAUGAAAAAAAGUCAUCAUUGCUUUCUAUUCUCGUGAUACUUACUUUGCAGGAGAUGAAAAGGCCUCAUUUCUUCUUCCGAGUUGCAAGUUUGUACCUCUCUGUCUACAUUGAUGUAAUUUAGUACAACAAUUUUCAAAUUUUUGGCUUGAUAUAACUCAAAAGCAUAGAGCAGAGAUUUGAAGUUUUAAUGGCAAAAGAUUUGAAAUUUUGGAAUUCAGCAGGGUGGCAGUUUCCAAAGAUGGUGAAAAACUCUUGUGUAGAGUGUUUGGAGGACCUUUUUUUUGGCUUUUUGUCUCAGAUGCUUAUUAUAGGAAUAAUGGAAGACAGGGACUUGCAUCACUGCAGCCUUAAAAGUCCGGAGAAGAUGUUCACUUUGAUUCUCACUUCUCAGCUUUGUUUAGGGUUUGAUAGCGUGCAAGUUACUUGCAACGCUGAGGGUUUCUUUUGCCGCAACGCCUCACAGGGGAAGAGAGAAAGCUCAAGUCUUGAAGGAGGGUUCUCAUCUUCAUCACUGCACCAUACACAAGCAUGAGUGAAACACCGAGGCUCGAGUUCGUCAAGGUUCUUCUUAGUGGUUCUAGAUUUUGCAUUCCACCAGCAUUUGUUCGGCAUGUUAUUGAUGACAACCAUGGAAAAGCCAUCAUAUUAUCGGCUGGUAUAUUUUGGCACAUAAAAGUUCAAGAAACCGAAGAAGGUUUAUUCUUCACAGAUGGUUGGGAACAAAUGAUCAAAGCCCAUGGCCUCAGUGAAGGAUGUGUUCUUUUCUUCCAUUAUGUGGGUAACAUGGUUUUUACUCUGAAGGUCUUUGGUCACAGUGGUUGCAGAAUCAACAAUUUCCGUAUUAAUAGUGAAGAUUCAAACAGUAGUCUUGGCCAGAUUCCAUUGGCCAACAACUGUGAUGAAACCAAUGUUUCUUCUCCGUCUGUGGGAAUAAUAUCAGAGGACGAAACCAGUUGUAUUGAGAACAUAAUUCAGUAUGAGAAAAAGAUACACAAAACCAGCUUGGUUCACUGCAGAAUUAGUGUCCCUCUUUGGGUCUGCGCAUCAACUGGCCUCAAAUCAUCUCACGAUGUGACUAUUAGGGGUCCGGACAGGAGGUUGUGGACCGUGUUUUUUUCAUAUAGUCCGCAAACACCUAGAUUGGGAAAAGGUUGGAGUGAGUUUUGUGAACACUACAAAUUGGAAAUUGGUGACUCCUGCAUCUUCACUCAUGUUUCAAAACGAGACAAUUUGUUUGACGUUAAGAUCAAGCGCGUGUCUCAUGGGAGAGUUUCGACAUCAUAUGAAGAUGAAGUGUAGGUCUCACGAGCGAGCUCGAACAUUGUUCUACUUCUGUCCUACUGUGUAAGCCUGAAUUCUGAACUAAUGUUUGUUGUUUAUUUGAAUCGACUUUGUGGUAUUUUGCUUUGUAUUAUGGACUUCGCAUGGUGUUUGUGACUCGACCGUUUGCAAUGAGUACGAUUUAUGAAUCAAUUCAGAAAAUUUGUGUUACUUUUAAGCUUA
Messenger RNA from Dioscorea cayenensis subsp. rotundata (Guinea yam), 1644 nucleotides. RefSeq names its product putative B3 domain-containing protein Os04g0347400. NCBI's taxonomy places the organism in Eukaryota, Viridiplantae, Streptophyta, Magnoliopsida, Dioscoreales, Dioscoreaceae. The transcript is spliced from 5 exons. The record is from RefSeq and is a predicted model, not a curated record. Gene Ontology annotation, molecular function: DNA binding. Bases 670 to 1440 code for a protein of 256 amino acids.